Messenger RNA from Branchiostoma belcheri (Belcher's lancelet), 3016 nucleotides. Its product is annotated as TRAF3-interacting protein 1-like. Gene Ontology annotation, cellular component: axoneme; centrosome; ciliary basal body. NCBI's taxonomy places the organism in Eukaryota, Metazoa, Chordata, Leptocardii, Amphioxiformes, Branchiostomatidae. Gene Ontology annotation, biological process: cilium assembly; intraciliary transport; regulation of microtubule cytoskeleton organization. Gene Ontology annotation, molecular function: microtubule binding. The transcript is spliced from 15 exons. The coding region runs from base 275 to 1957 and encodes 560 amino acids. The record is from RefSeq and is a predicted model, not a curated record.
UAUGGGUAUGCAUUCUUCAUUUUGUACCGCGGAUAUUUCGGAAGAAAGUCGAUCUGCUUGUCCUUAUAUCCUACUUUACCAAGUCGUUUAGGAUGGUUCCGGAGUGCUAAAGGUGUUGAAACCGGUGCUGUGCGAUUGUUACCACCUCCAUCGUCAGUUAAAAUAAGUAGACUUCAAUGCACAUCGAAGAUAGCUGUGUAGGACACUGGUGAUAUCUUGGCGCGACUUCGGAUUUUUCUUGCAAGUUGUGUCGUCCUGAGGAAGGAGUGAAAAUAUGGGGGAUGUAGACAUCGACAAGGUGGUCAAAAAGACUCAAGACACUCUCGGCAAAUUCGUGAAGAAGCCGCCACUUACGGAGAAGCUCCUGAAGAAACCGCCCUUCCGAUUUUUGCACGAUAUCUUCACAGAGCUGAUACGAUCCAGUGGCUACAUGAAAGGGCUGUAUGGUGACAGUGAAAUGGUCUCUGCAAAUGUUAAGGAAAAAGACAGCAAGAUUGCCUUCUUACAGAAAGCUAUAGAUGUUACUGUGAUGGUGACAGGCGAGCAAUGUUCAGUUCGGCCCUCCAAAGUUGUAGCAGGACACGAACCUGAGAAGACGAACGAAUUGCUACAACUCAUGGCCAAGGCCAUUAAGAACAAGAUGAAUAGUGAUGAGGCAGUACAGCGAGUUCUGAAUGGGGAGAAGCCCGGAUCGGGCAAACCACCCACCGGCAAGAAAGGCGACAAAAGCGAACACAGAAGCCGUGACAAGGACAAGGAUAAAGACAGAAGACGUCACCAUGAAAAAGACAAGGAGGACAAGAAGGGUUCUGGUAGCAGGGACCGAGCCAAGGAGCGCAGCAAAGACAGGAGCAGGAGCGCAGACAAGCGAGAGAAGGAGGAGAGACGAGAGAAGAAGGACAGGGAGAAGGAGAACGAGGGAGGGAAGGACAGGAAAGACAGACAGCAGAGGAAAGAGGAGGAACGAGAGGAGAAGUCUUCAGAGAAGAAGGAGACACCAUCAGAACCUGACAAGGCAGCAGGCGGGGAACAGGAGGAGGAGGAGGGAGAGCAGGUAGCCAGCCGUAUCCCCCGGCCCUCGUCAGCCAAGGGACAGAGACGCAGACAUGCCCGCGAAGGGGAUGGUUCAGAUGGAGAAGCAGACCAGACUCCUGACACACAGGGCGACGCCGGACACGCGGAAAUGAACGGGGAAGUCAACGGGACGGACGAGCUGCCUCCACAAGUCAUCGCAAGUCGGAAGAUUCCUCGUCCAGGCAGCGCCCGGCCGGCGGCUCCCAGGAGAACCAGAAGACCAGAACCACAGGAGGACCCCAGUGCAAGGAUAGGGAGUGGUAAACAAGUGGCAAGUGUCAUCAUCGACGAUGGUGGAAAUUCAGAUGAUGAUGAUGAUGAUGAGACAUUUGUUGUGGAAGACUCAGGUCCUGUACCACCUGAAAUGGAGCCUUUGGAGCCCACCUCAGGAGAAGUGGCUGAUGAUGGGGAACAUGGAGGUCUGGUCAGAAAAAUCCUGGAGACCAAGAAGGAGCUGGAGGGACAACCCAAGUCUUCACACAAGAAGGAGCCGGAGAAGCCCCUAGUUUCAGACGCAGCCUGGAGGAAGGAGAGAGAAAUGGUGUCUAAAGAGGUGGAGAAGCUACGGGCAGCCAUCCAGGUUCUCUGUCGGAGUGCCAACCCGCUUGGUAAAGUCAUGGAUUAUGUGCAGGAAGACAUGGAUGCCAUGCAGAAGGAGCUGGAGGUUUGGCGGAAGGAAAACAAGGAGCUGGACAUGGCGAUUAAAAGGGAACAAAGUAUCACCAACAGUGAGGUAGAGCCACUGAAGGCCCAGUUGUCCGAGCUAGACCAAGCCAUGGCUGACCAACUGGACCAGAUCGCUGCAGUCAAGGCCAAUAUCAUGCGCAAUGACGACAAAAUCAACAAGAUGAUGGCCAGUAUGAACUUCGCCUCCAGAACCUAGCACAAACAACUCUGUACAGACCACGUUUUUUGGGGGGUGGUUAUAAUCAGGAAGACAAGUUUGUCUGUUUUUUGUUGUUGUACAAAUGCUGACGAUGGUCAUUUUGGUAGCCAAGUGACUUAACUGGUAAAUUGUGCUGACAUUGGCAACAGUUUUUUUCUUUUUCUCAAGGAAAGGCUGUCUCUGAUGCUAUGGAGAAGUAAGAUGAAGUAAUGUCAGCCCCAUUUACUUGGUGUACACUGAAAGGGAAAGCGUAAGAUUAGUAUUGUACAUUCCAGAAUUUCCUCCCUGUACAUUUAAGCUAAAGGUGAGUAUGAUGGGUCAGUCAGUCUUUGGAUGCCACCUUUUUUUCGUAUUAAGAGAGUGAAAAUAUGAGGUAGAAAAAAUUUACAAUUGUAAAUAAGACUGUAGUAAAAUAGGAAAAAAUGAAAUUGCAAAAUGUUGUCACAUCAGUAACUUAAAGUUUGUGGUUCAGAAAAAAUAUAUGUGGAUGUUGUUUUGUGAGUAGAGGAACUAUCAUGAAUGUUUAUGUGGAUUAUAGCAAAGUAGCCAGAAUUUGAGAUAUGUCCUAGCCUGAUUGUAAGGGAUGUUCUUAUUGUGUAUAUUCUGCUACCCAGUUACAAUCGAGAUUGUAUAUAUUUCUUGAAUACUCUGCUGACAAUAACUGGAGAAAUUGUGUUAACAUUAUACAUCACUUAAUACUUUGUCAGAUGCAGCCAAAAGCUUGCAUGAAAUAUGCUGUAGAUUCAGAAGUAGAAACCAUCGACAGGAUAUGUACACACAAUGUUGGCCCAGAACAAGGAUAUUACCUGUUGCAAAAUUGGUAUUUAAAAUGCCGUAGCCAAUGAACUUGUCUCACUUCUCAGUGGAGGAUUCUUAUUGGUUGACUUUUGCUGUUGUGACAACAUCACUGUGACAUGAUCACACUUCUCAACAUACUGUACAUUUUGUACAAUACAUUGUUGAUUUACACUGUAGUGCAUAGGGCAGGGUCCAUCAGUUCAAUAGGCCUUGGGCCACACAGUAGUGCAAUCACUACAGCAGGGGGCUAGUCCACUG